AUGACGGAGGAUCACAAUUAUCGUGAUAAAUUAUUUACGUUAAGAGAUGGAAUUAAGUUACCUGCGAUUGGAUUGGGCACCUAUCGUAUCAACAACUACGAUAUUUUGUAUGAGACAAUGAACAAUGCACUGGCUCGCGGCUACAGGCUUUUUGAUACUGCCUCUAUUUAUGGCAAUGAAGAACAGAUAGGAAGAGCCCUACGAGAGCUACUUCCGGCACAUAAUCUUAAAAGAGAAGAUGUUUUUAUAACCACUAAGUUGUCGCCAUCUAUCACUAACAAGUCCGUUAGGCGGGCUUUUAAUCGAUCGCUUACUAAUCUGGGAUUAGAUUACCUGGAUAUGUACUUAAUACAUUUCCCGGGAUAUGCGAAACAAAAUCCAAAGGGCGCUUUAAAUAAAAAGAGGCGCGAAGAAACAUGGCUUGCGAUUGUUAAGUUGUACGAUGAAGGUAAGGUCAAUGCAGUUGGUGUAUCCAACUUCACUCUGAAGCACCUCCGUGAAUUGACUGAUGUAAUGGCUCUUGGACCUAUGGUCAACCAGAUUGAAUACCAUCCGUACUAUGUGGAUACCGAGAUGAUGCAAUAUUGCCUUCAAAAUAACAUAUUAGUUCAAGCUUAUAACUCGUUUGGCGGACUGUCGUUGAGGAACAAUGAUCUAAUGGAGGAUCCGGUCGUCAAGAAGAUUGCUAACAAACAUGAUGCUACUCGUUGCCAAGUUCUGCUAGCUUGGGCCCUGCAGCGCGGAGUUGCUGUGAUUCCCAAAUCUAUCAAACCAGAGCAUAUGGAAGAGAACAUUUCGACCAACUUAAAACUAACAGAACGGGAGAUGCUAUCCCUCGAUGCUCUGUCUGUUAAGAACAAGAAGUAUUCAUGGGAUCCCACUCAUAUUGCAUGA
This is a messenger RNA of Danaus chrysippus (African queen), 894 nucleotides long. The record is from the annotation of a GenBank genome assembly. NCBI's taxonomy places the organism in Eukaryota, Metazoa, Arthropoda, Insecta, Lepidoptera, Nymphalidae.